GGAAUGGACAGUCUCCAGGACACAGCUCCCCUGGACCAAGGGGGCCGGGGCCCUGCCCUCUGCAGGCUGGUCCCCGUCGGCUUUAGGGCUGAGGCGUGGAAGCUCCUUGUCCUGUCUGGACCCCUGGUCCUUUUCCAGAUACUGCACUUCAUGAUCCACGUCGUGAGCUCAGUGUUCUGCGGGCGCCUGGGCAAAGUGGAGCUGGCGUCGGUGAUCCUGGCAGUGGCCAUUAUCAAUGUCUUCGGAGUUUCCGUAGGAUUCGGCUUUUCCUCAGCAUGUGACACCUUGAUGUCCCAGAGCUUCGGCAGCCCCAACAAGACGCACGUGGGCGUCCUCCUGCAGAGGGGCGCGCUGCUCCUGCUUCUCUGCUGCUUCCCCUGCUGGGCGCUCUUCCUCAACACCCAGCAGAUCCUGCUGCUCCUCGGGCAGGACCGGGACGUGUCCAGGCUGACCCAGGAGUACGUGCUGAUCGCCAUACCAUCACUUCCGGUGGUUUUUCUUUACAACCUGCUGGCAAAAUAUUUGCAAAAUCAGGGAAUAGUCUGGCCCCAAGUCCUCAGCGGCAUUGUGGGCAACUGCAUCAAUGGCUUAGCCAACUACGUCCUGGUUUCUGCGCUGAGCCUGGGGAUCAGGGGCUCUGCUUACGCCAGCACCAUCGCCCACUUUGUGCAGACCGCCUUCCUGUUCUUCUACAUUGUGCUGAGAGAGCUGCAUGCAGCCACGUGGGCAGGCUGGUCCGCCCAGUGCCUGCAGGACUGGGGUCCCUUCUUCCGCCUGGCCGUCCCCAGCAUGCUCAUGCUGUGCAUCGAGUGGUGGGCCUACGAGAUCGGGAGCUUCCUCAUGGGCCUGCGCGGCGUGCUGGACCUCUCGGUGCAGGCCAUCAUCUACGAGGUGGCCACCGUCAUCUACAUGAUUCCAAUGGGGCUCAGCAUCUCGGUCUGUGUCCGAGUAGGGACGUCCCUGGGAGCUUCAGACGCCGUGCAAGCGAAGCGAUCGGCAGUCUCAGGCGUGCUCUGCACAGUUGGCAUGUGGCUGGUUAUCAGCGCCCUGUUGAGCAUCCUGAAAAAUAAAUUGGGUUAUAUUUUUACCAAUGAUGAAGAAGCCAUUGCCCUGGUGAGCAAGGUCUUGCCCAUUUACAUCAUCUUCCAGCUCUUUGAGAGCAUCUGUUGCAUCUACAGCGGAGUCCUGCGCGGAGCUGGCAGACAAGCCUUUGGAGCCCUGGUGAACGCGAUUGCCUAUUACGUCCUCGGCCUCCCACUGGGCAUCGUUCUGGCCUUUGUGGUGGGAAUGGGGAUCAUGGGCCUCUGGCUGGGCAUGCUGGCCUGUGUCCUGCUGGCAGCUGCUGCCUUUGCUGCCUAUGCCGCCCGGAUGAACUGGAAGCUAGCUGCAGAGGAGGCUCAGAAGCGCGUGGGGCUGCCGCAGCAGGGCACAGCGGGCACGGCGCACCCGGUGGGCACGGCGAGCGCAGCCCCCAGGCCCGGGCCUGACACAGCCAUUGCAGCUUCAGUGGCCACUGGCAGCAACCCUGGCAUCGCCCUGACGCUGUACACACGGGCUGGGUGCCGUUUGGACCUCUUCAGGACCCCAGAGGCAGCCCACGCCAUUCCAGCCCCCUCCGGCAGACUGUCGGGGAGACAGCUGGUCCUCCGCCGAGGGGCUGCUCUGGGGGCGGCGGCAGCCACACUGACUGCUGGGCUCAUCAUGAGGAUCCUGACCCACAGGCACUAG
Molecule: messenger RNA, 1728 nt
Organism: Pteronotus mesoamericanus
Lineage: Eukaryota; Metazoa; Chordata; Mammalia; Chiroptera; Mormoopidae
Gene: SLC47A2
Product: solute carrier family 47 member 2
Exons: 17
Coding region: 4-1728 (574 amino acids)
Biological process (GO): xenobiotic detoxification by transmembrane export across the plasma membrane
Cellular component (GO): membrane
Molecular function (GO): xenobiotic transmembrane transporter activity; antiporter activity
Source: RefSeq, a predicted model, not a curated record